Molecule: messenger RNA, 2546 nt
Organism: Ceraceosorus guamensis
Lineage: Eukaryota; Fungi; Basidiomycota; Exobasidiomycetes; Ceraceosorales; Ceraceosoraceae
Product: TPR-like protein
Exons: 5
Coding region: 222-2363 (713 amino acids)
Biological process (GO): protein import into peroxisome matrix, docking
Cellular component (GO): cytosol; peroxisomal membrane
Molecular function (GO): protein binding
Source: RefSeq, a predicted model, not a curated record
AGUGAGUGUGGUCAGCGUCCACCCAUGCACAAUCAACCGCUACGUGCUCGUGUAACUUCUUCAUAGCGCUCGCAACCCUGACUGAUCUGCACCGCCCACACCACAUUCACCAGGAAUCCGUGCAGGCUCGUCAAAUAUCAACUACCGCUCCCUACAAGGCCUGCUUGUCUACGACGCCUGACUGGUAAAGCACAGCCCACUUCUCCUUGCCACAUCUCACCAUGUCUUUCCAAUCUCUUGUGGGCGGAGCCGACUGUGGACCCUCAAACGGUCUUCAGUCGCUCAUGAAGCAUUCUCAAACCGAUCGCUCCCUCCAACAAGGAGAUCGAACCAAUGCAUCCUCUUCUCUUCCCGGCACCUCCUUCCGACAGGGUCGUCAAGCCCCUGGCCCAACAGGUCCAUCAGACGCACAAGCCUUCUUCGGCAAUGCGCCUCCUCCUCAGCUCAAUGGCGACUUUGGUCCCAUGGAUGGAGCUUUCCAGUUCGACAAGAUGAGAGCCGAGAUGGAGCGCAUGCAGAGGAGCGGAAAUGUCCCUUCGGGAUGGGCUCAAGAGAUGAGCAGGAUCCCUCAACAAGCUCCACAUGCUGACCUCGCCGGAGCUUGGAGGCAGCAAUUCUCCACGCAGCCUUCGAACGCUGCUGCCGCUGCUCGUUCGUCCAACGGCACUCCCACGCCAUCAGGCGCAUCCAGCACAGCUCGAUCUGGCACUUACGGAGGAGGCAUAAUGGGAGGUUAUGGUGGCAUGGGCAUGAUGUCUGGCGGCAUGAUGGGGCAAGGCUCUAUCAUGCGCAACAGCGCUCAGCGGUCCGAGACCAGUGCUCAGAAUUCGCGCUUCACCGAAUUGUCUGACAAGCAAUGGGAAGAAGAGUUUGCGAGAUUGGAUGCUGCCGAAGCUGAAGCUGCUACGGACAAGGGCAAAGGCAAAGGCAAGGCUUCUGAAAAGCUGGACACGGAAGAAGAGCAAGACAGAAAAGUUAGGGAAGCGCUUGACAGGCUCGAGACCGAUGUCAGGGACGAUGGCUUGAAUGCGGAUAGACGGUUCGAAGAGCUUUGGAACGCGAUGCAUGCCAACGGAGCUAUCCCACCGUCUGGUGCUGAUGCUGAGCUUAAGCGAUUUGAAGAGCUUAUGCAGAGACAGCGAGAGAAGGAUGCGGAGGACGACGAGCAAGUGCCUGAUCUCGACGAAUGGGCAUACACGCAUCCCUCUGGGGGACUGGGGGGAGGUGUAGAAGGUCUUCAUGAACGUGGAAGAUUCGACGGAACCGAGGACCACCUUAUUGAUGGGUAUGGAACCACUGGCAUCGAUGGAUUCCCUAGACUUGGAGCUUAUCGAUUCGCUCAGGAGAAUCCCUUCUCCACACACGAGAACCCCAUGGCAGAGGGCCUAAGACUCUUGGCUAACGGAGGAAGCCUCGCAGAUGCAGCUUUGCUAUUCGAGGCAGCGACUCAGAGAGACGUGGAAGGAGGCAGCGGAGGUGAACUUCAAGAGGUCAAUCGCGCCUUGAGAGAAAAGAGUGAAGCGUGGAGAAGACUUGGUGAAGCCAUGGCGAUGAAUGAGAGAGAGACGCAAGCCAUCAGAGCAUUUGAAGAGGCAGUCAAGCUUGACGAGAACAAUCUAGAGGCGUACAUGGCCCUCGCCAUCUCGUACACGAACGAAGGCUAUGACGCGGCAGCGCACACUACGCUCGAGCGAUACAUGGCGAAAGCCUACCCUCACAUCACAGCUAGUGCGCCACCGGAAAUAGCAGGUUCCAAGGACCCAAUCGAGGGGACGGAAGGCAAUCCGUGGGCGUCGCUUAACAAGGUGACGGAGAUGUUCCUAUCUGCAGCGAGAGAAGGAGCCUCCAAAGGAGUGAUUGACCCGGAGAUUCAAGUGGGCUUGGGAGUCCUGUUCUAUAGCAACAGCUCUUAUGAAGAAGCUAAAGACUGCUUCCAGACUGCUUUGCAAGCUCGGCCCAACGACUUUUUGCUCUGGAACAGGCUGGGAGCUACUUUGGCCAAUGGUGGUAAACCUGAAGAGGCCAUCGAAGCGUAUCACAAGGCCCUUGAGCUCCGUCCCACGUUCACCAGAGCCAUCUACAACCUUUCCGUCUCCUGCUUGAAUUUGGGAGCGCAUCACGAAGCUGCAGAGCACCUCUUGGCUGCCCUCUCGCUGCAGCAGUCCCAUGCAGCUCUGGAUCUCCCUGAAGGAUCUCAGGUGGACGCACCCAGACCUCCGCCGCUCGCAGAGGCUCAAGAGUCUCACAACCUCUGGUCCACCCUGCGCAGGAUUUUCAUCGUCAUGGAGCGCAUGGACCUUGCCCAACAUGCGCACGUCGGCGCUGAUCUUGCCCAAUUCCACAAGGCUGGUUUUGAAUUCUGAAUCUCGGCUCUUCGUGACCCCGUUCGACCCCUUCAUGCACAAGAUACAGUCUACGAUGUCCUAUCCAUGCCUCGCACGAGUCUUGAGGAUAAUUGACUGCCAAUCAACUUCUCCCCACGAGCUUGUAGGAAUGUCUUGAUUGCUGUCUAUCCCGGUAGUUGAAUAUGACAAGGGAGACUCUUU